GCGUGGUUUUCUUGCGUCUCUCCGUGCAUCCCGGGUGGGAAGUACUAAUGCGCAAGGAAAAGACGCAAGUGAGGGACGCAGGGAUGCAAGUUAAGAGAAGUGAGAAGUACCCUUUGUUCGGCGGGAAAUUAAUUACAGGGUGCGUGAAACUACAUAUCCCAGUAUGCAGUGCGUUCGAAGGGAGAAUUUAAACGGCUAAGUGCAGCCGAGCAGCUGAGCUUCAGAAAUUCCUGGAAACGCCUCAACAUACCAGAAUAAUUAAACUCGGUUUCUGUUACCCGGGACUGUUAAACUGUUAUGAAGCUACGGGACCGGUGAGGGGGGGUUUUAACCUCCGUUUUUGCCAUGAAUUCACCGGUUUGUGGCGGUUUGCGUUAGCAUGCUAGGCUAAGCUAACUCGUUGCUAACGACUUUUCACCUGUUUGUGUCGGAUAGCGUUAGCAUGCUAGGCUAAGCUAACUCCUUUCUAAAGGACUUUCAGACUGUUGUUUCAGAAUCCAGUUUAUUACCAGAGCACCAUGACCCUUGCUCCAAAGGAGCUGUCCAACCUGCUGAGCAUCAUCUCGGAGGAGGCUUGCACCAACACCUUCGAGAGCCUCUCCACGCACUUCCAUCACUACUUCGGGAAGGCGGAGCACUUCCGGGUUGGGUCGGUGCUGGUGAUGCUCCUGCAGCAGCCCGACCUGCUGCCCAGCUCCCCGCAGAGGCUCACCGCACUCUACCUGCUGUGGGAGAUGUACCGAACAGAGCCGCUGGCCGCCAACCCCUUCGCUGCCGUGUUCGCUCACCUGCUGAACCCCUCACCUGCAGCCGGGGAGGAGCCGGAGAAGCUGCUCUCAGGCUUCCUGCCUCCCAUCACUCAGCCAGAGAAGUUCUUCCUGUCUCAGCUGAUGCUCGCGCCGCCCCGGGAUCUGUUCAAGAAAACCCCCCGACAGGUGUCCUGCAUGGACGUGGGCAACAUGCCACAGACCAUCGACAUCAGCGGGCUGCAGCUGGCACUAGCAGAGCGUCAGUCGGAGCUUCCCACUCAGAGUAAAGCCAGCUUCCCGAGCAUCCUGAACGACCCCGACCCGGACUGCUCAAACUCGGGCUUCGACAGCUCCGUGGCCAAUCAGAUCAUCGAGUCUCUGGUGACCGGGCCCCGCCCCCCACUGGAGAGUCACUUCCGGCCCGAGUUUAUCCGACCGCCUCCCCCCCUCCACGUCUGCGAGGACGAGCUGGCCUGGCUGAACCCGACGGAGCCGGACCACAGCGUCCAAUGGGACCGAUCCAUGUGUGUGAAGAACAGCACCGGGGUGGAGAUCAAACGCAUCAUGGCCAAAGCCUUCAAGAGCCCGCUGUCUGCCCAGCAGCAGUCCCAGCUGCUGGCGGACCUGGAGAAGGACCUGAAGCUGGUGUAUCACAUCGGCCUGUCCCCGGCUAAACUCCCCGACCUGGUGGAGAACAAUCCUCUGGUGGCCAUCGAGAUGCUGCUGAAGCUCAUGCAGAGCUCGCAGAUCACAGAGUACUUCUCCGUGCUCGUCAACAUGGACAUGUCCCUGCACUCCAUGGAGGUCGUCAACAGGUUGACCACGGCUGUGGAUCUUCCUCCCGAGUUCAUCCAUCUUUACAUCUCCAACUGCAUCUCCACCUGCGAGCAGAUCAAGGACAAGUACAUGCAGAACCGCCUGGUGCGCCUGGUCUGCGUCUUCCUGCAGUCCCUGAUCAGGAACAAGAUCAUCAACGUGCAGGACCUGUUCAUCGAGGUGCAGGCCUUCUGCAUCGAGUUCAGCCGGAUCCGAGAAGCCGCCGGACUCUUCCGGCUGCUGAAGACCCUCGACACCGGAGAGACCCCCGCCGAGGCCAAGCCUGUCAAAUAGUGAUCCUCUGAGAGACUCUACCUGAGACUGUACCUGAGACACAGCGCGGGGCCGAGCUGCUAAAUAACGCCCUUCCAUCAGCCAGGUCCUAGCGGCUGGGAUUAAAGUUAAUUUGUAAAUAUUUAGUGACUUGAAACCGGUUCUGAGCCCCCCUCUCUUUUCCAGAUGUCUAAAACAGGAUUAACUCGUUCCAGUGUCAUUUUUUUACCAGAUCUCUUUUCUUUGGAAAUCUCGCCAUGUUUUCUCUGAUUAAACAGAUGUUUAACUGAA
Molecule: messenger RNA, 2129 nt
Organism: Eleginops maclovinus (Patagonian blennie)
Lineage: Eukaryota; Metazoa; Chordata; Actinopteri; Perciformes; Eleginopidae
Gene: cnot11
Product: CCR4-NOT transcription complex, subunit 11
Exons: 8
Coding region: 519-1859 (446 amino acids)
Cellular component (GO): CCR4-NOT complex
Source: RefSeq, a predicted model, not a curated record